This is a messenger RNA of Paramecium tetraurelia, 1537 nucleotides long. RefSeq lists its product as uncharacterized. Lineage: Eukaryota; Ciliophora; Oligohymenophorea; Peniculida; Parameciidae. Gene Ontology annotation, molecular function: pyridoxal phosphate binding; 5-aminolevulinate synthase activity. The record is from RefSeq and is a predicted model, not a curated record. Gene Ontology annotation, cellular component: mitochondrion. Gene Ontology annotation, biological process: heme biosynthetic process. The transcript has 5 exons.
AUGAUGCAAUUAUUGAGUAAUAAAUGCGGAGUUCUUAAUUAAUAUUGGAUACACAUUUUAACUAAAUUUAUUAUGAGAGUUGGUAUUAAUUUGCAUCAGAAAACUUUGUAACACACCAAGUGUCCAUUCCUUAAGACUUUCAACAUUAAUGUUACAUCUGAACAGGCCUUAGCCAAAUACACCAAAUUUUGCCCUUAUCUUCAUUUCAAGGAGAUGAAAUCCGAACCCAAGAAGUGCCCAAUCGACCAUAGCCAAUUCUAUUCGAAUCAAUUCAAGGGAGUCAUUCAGUAAAUUAAAGACGAAGGCCGAUACAGGGAAUUCAAGAGUUUAUUACGAACCAAUGGAGAAUUCCCAAGAGCCAUCAAUAAGACCCCUUCUGGAGAUCAAACAAUAACAUUGUGGUGCAGCAACGACUACUUAGGAAUGUCCUAAAAUCCAAUGGUAACUUAGGCCACAAAAAAUGCAAUCGAUCUAACAGGAAUAGGAGCAGGAGGAACCCGUAACAUAGGAGGCACAAGUAUCUACCACGUGGAGUUGGAAAGAGAACUAGCAGAUUUGCACAGAAAAGACAGUGCUUUGGUUAUGAACAGUGGUUACGUUGCCAAUAUGGCCACAUUGGAUACUCUCGGCAAAGUGCUUAAAGACGUGACAUUUUUGAGUGAUGCCAAGAAUCAUGCAUCUCUAAUUGAAGGCAUGAGGGCUACCAAAAGGGAUAGAGUCAUUUUUAAACAUAAUGAUUAUAAAGAUUUGGAGGAGAAAUUAAAAUAAUUAGACAUUUAAUAAAACAAAGUCAUAGUAUUCGAAUCAGUUUAUUCUAUGAAUGGUACUGUUGCACCAAUCUCAUAGUUCAUCAACCUGGCAAAGAAAUACAAUGCUCUUACCCUCAUCGAUGAGGUCCAUGCAGUAGGUAUGUAUGGCGAUAGAGGGGCAGGAGUAACAGAAAAACUCGGAUUGUAGAAGGAAAUAGAUAUAGUAACAGGAACCUUGGGCAAAGCCUUUGGAUGCUCUGGAGGCUAUGUAUCAGCCAACGCAGAAAUCGUAGAUGCUGUCAGAAGUACUGCCAGUAACUUCAUUUUCUCAACAUCCAUGUCUCCGAUCAUUGCAGCAGCUUGUUUGGAGUCUGUUAAAUAUCUCAAAACUCAUCCAGAAAUCAGAGAUAGACAUCAAUAUGUGGCUUCUCUUAUUAAAGCUAAGUUAAAGAGCAAGGGCAUUCCAGCUCUCAACAGUGCUUCCCAUAUCGUUCCAGUUUUUAUUGGAGAUCCUGUUUUGUGUAAAGAGGCUUCUGAAAAAUUACUCAACGAAUACAACAUCUAUAUAUAACCAAUCAACUAUCCAACAGUUCCAAGAGGAUAGGAGAUACUACGUAUUUCUCCGACUCCAUUACAUACUGAGGAGAUGAUUGAUGAGUUGGUUGACUCUAUCGAAUGUGUAUUCAAGAGCCUAAAUUUAAGAAUGGAAUCUUAGUACACUGCAGAACAAAGAGCAAUCUUUUAAUGAUAGUAAAUUAUCUUCAUUAAUAAUAAUACACAAAAAUAAC